AUGGAAAAUCAGAACAAUGUCACGGAAUUUGUUUUCGUGGGGCUGUGGGAAAAUAAGAAAAUAGAGCUACUGUUCUUUUUCUUGUUCCUGCUCUGUUACCUGGCCAUCUUAAUGGGGAAUUCCAUCAUCUUCCUCACCAUCACCUGCAGCCAUCUAAUCCGACAACCAAUGUACUACUUCCUCUGCCAUCUUUCCCUCAUGGACCUCUGCUACACCUCCGCCGUGGUCCCCAGGCUAAUCAGGGACUUAGCUGCAGCGAGAAAAAACAUUUCCUAUAACAACUGUAUGACCCAGCUCUUCACCGCCCACUUGCUGGCAGGUGUGGAAAUCUGCAUCUUGGUGUCCAUGGCCUUUGACCGCUACGUGGCCAUCGUCAAGCCCCUGCACUACGUGGCCAUCAUGAGCCGGCAGAGGUGUAACAUGCUGGUGGUCCUGGCCUGGGCCGUGGGGUUUUGGCAUUCUGUUGCUCUUCUUCUCAUGGUGCUCAGUUUACCCUUCUGUGGUCCUAAUCAGAUAGACCACUACCUAUGUGAUGUGAAGCCUCUUUUGAAACUGGUGUGCAAAGACAUUCACGUCGUGAGUAUCUUAGUGAUAGCAAAUUCGGGGAUGGUGGUGGUUGUCAUUUUUCUCGUGCUGGUGGUUUCUUACAUACUCAUAUUAUGUAAUCUCAGAACCCGCUCCUCCGCAGGGCGACGGAAAGCCCUCUCAACCUGUAGUUCUCACAUCAUGGUGGUGGCUUUAUUCUUCGUUCCCUGCAUCUAUACCCAUGUUCUUCGUGCGGGCGCUGAGAACAGGGAUAAGGGGGUCUCUGUGUUUUACACUGUGAUCGCCCCCAUGCUGAAUCCUCUCAUCUGCACCCUCCGAAACAUGGAGAUGAACGUCGCCAUGCGGAAGGUAUGGUCUCAAGUGGCACAUUCAGAUUUGAAGCAAAUAAAGUGA
Molecule: messenger RNA, 939 nt
Organism: Camelus dromedarius (Arabian camel)
Lineage: Eukaryota; Metazoa; Chordata; Mammalia; Artiodactyla; Camelidae
Product: olfactory receptor 4P4
Exons: 1
Coding region: 1-939 (312 amino acids)
Biological process (GO): G protein-coupled receptor signaling pathway
Cellular component (GO): plasma membrane
Molecular function (GO): olfactory receptor activity; G protein-coupled receptor activity
Source: RefSeq, a predicted model, not a curated record